AUGCGGCCGCUGUCCUGGCUACUCUUGGGACUUGCUCAGGCUUUCCUUACUGUACGGGCUACUCUUAUCGUGCCCUUCCGACCAUUCAAAGAAAGACGAGAAGCAUGGGUGAAAACUGGGUGUUCUGCGGGGCUGUCGGCCCCAAGCCUUUCAUGUGCUUCCUUCAAGUACACGAAAAACCGUGACAGAAAUGGCAACGGCUUAAGUAAUGGGGAAGUAGGAAGGUUAGUCUUUAAAGGGUCUUUCUGCAGCAAAUGUGCGUUCCUCACAAAACUGGCGUCUCGCACUGAAGCAACGGCGCUUCAUUGCUCUGCUCAAAGGCACAAAAGCGGCUACAUCAGUGAAGCUGAGCGUUCUUGUGCUCUGCGUGCUUCGCCGAGCAGCGAGACAGCAUUCCAACAAAAUCCAGCAGAGAAGUUUGUUAACGAGGAUGCCAAAGGAAGCAGUCCAGAGGCUCAUUCAGCAGGGGCCUCUGCAGACUCUCUGUUGCCACCUCGGGGUUUUCGGGACUUCCCGCCUAGCAUUUUUUCCGCUCACAAAUACGUUUUCUCUAAGUGGCACCAGGUGGCCUCAGAGUUUGGGUUUCGCGAGUACAAAGCCCCCUCAGUCGAGCGCUCUUCUCUUUACUCUCAUUUCUCUCCCUCGGGUUCCAACAAUGCACCUUCCGCACUUAUUGGCAAACCAUAUGAAAUCCCUUCUUCUCCACCUGCUAUUAUACCCCCUCACAUCUACCGUUUGCACGUAAGCGGUCCAGAUCCCCUCUGUCUGCGUCCUGAGAUCACGCCUUCCUUAGCCCGUAUGCUCCAGAGAGAACAGCAACAGCAGCCUUCAGGAAUAGCUCGCCGCUGGUAUUCUAUAGAACGAGUUUGGCGACAUGAGAGACCUGGUUGUGGCCGAAGGCGGGAGCACUUCCAGUGGAACCUCGAUAUAAUACUUCCCCUUUUUCCUGAGACGAACCCUUCCGGUGGUAUUCCAUCAGAGGCAGCACGCCAAGGUGACUGGAGUCAAAAAGCAAAGCGAAAUCGCGCACAAUUUUGUCCCCCUGCAACGGCAGAACUGAUAGCCGCUGCAGUUCGCCUCUUCCAAAAUGUGGGCCUUUCUUCGAGGGAUGUGCGCAUUCGUAUAGGGAGCCGCGCUCUGCUAAGCGAUCUUCUGAAGACAGACAAAGAUUUAAGAGCUGCUGAGGUUGGCACCUCUGUCUCUGAAUCUUCCAUUAACACCAGAACGAUUACACAUGAUGGAUGCCCCUUUGAGCACAAACUCAUCACUGCAAUGCAGGUGCUGGAUCGUGCCAGCCGACAAAGCCAAGAGGAGACACAGAAGGCGCUCGCGGAAAGGCUAAACAUCAGCUUGGAUAAAUCCCGCCGCGUCCUGCAUCGAGUACUUUCGUUCGACGUUAACAGCGAUGCCAUGGCGUUCGAGUUAUCCGAAGAACUGCGGGAGCUAGAAAGGCGCCGUUCCGCGGACUGCCGAAACGGUGAUAUCUCAAGUCAGAACCAUCUGGAAGAGCAAAGUUUUGCUGAUUCUGGUAAAAGCCAAAGCUCUCAAGAGCUACCUGACUCUGUAAGAGAGCUGCGGUAUGUGCUUCAUUUGCUAAAAGAGGGCUACGGCAUAGGGGAUUGGAUUGACAUGGAUCUUCUGAUUGUGCGGGGCCUUCACUACUAUGCGGGCAUCGUUUUUGAAGCUUUCGAUACAGAGGCCGCUUUCAGAGCCAUUUUAGGAGGUGGAUGCUAUGGGGGAACUAGAGCCAACUCGCCGGAAGUGGUGAAGACGGAUACAGGGCCUCAUAUCUCUAAGAAUAAAGUGGAGAUGUCAACGGCAAAUCAGUCUUCAAACGCACAAGCGUUUCACACCCGAGAAGGAAUGAGGCCUGCAGUCACUGGAGUCGGCUUGGGUAUGGGUGAUUGCGUACUCAUGGAACUGCUGCAACGCAAGGGUCUUCUGCCCCACGCUGGGAGCGCUGUUGAUGUUCUGGUUAUCCUGCAUGACAAAUCCGCGGCGGAGCGUUCGCGUAGAAGGCACGGCGGCGCUCUUACCGGCAAAGCACCAGCUAAUCAGGAAAGCACUACUGACGGAGAAAACGAGCAUUCAGUAGCAGACGCAUGUGAUAUUCAGUCUGCUGCGCAGAUGCUGCAUUCAGUAGCAGACACGUAUGAUCCCCGGUCUGCGCCCGCACAGAUGCUGUGCUGUAGGCUGCGGGAGCUCGGCCUUCGCGUGGAGCUAUUGCUGCCGCCUCAGCGAUCUACACGAGCCAUAAUGAAACACGCCCGCUCUGUAGGGGCCAAAACAAUUGUUUUUGUUGCAACCAGUGGAGGGCAGCUCCCACUGUUUGGCCUAAAGUGGGUGGUGCCUGGAGGUACAGAUGAUGUCCAGCCAUCUAUUUCAACAAGUAGUGGAGGGCAAAAAGGAAGCGAUGCCUAUGUCCCUCUGCGUUCGAACGAUGAGGAGACUUCGAUGCAGCUCAGCAAGCAACAGCGGCAACCACUUCAGGCGAAUCAACCCCAGCCGGUCUACAUGGGGACCAGCAAUUUGAAACGUGCAGAAAACCUUUAUACUCUUCCCUCUGUCGUCGAAAUGCUUAAAGUUCGGCUACGCCACUACUGCACCGAAGGCAAUAAACAACAUGAUCCCAGAUAG
Messenger RNA from Eimeria tenella, 2637 nucleotides. Its product is annotated as histidyl-tRNA synthetase, putative. Gene Ontology annotation, molecular function: histidine-tRNA ligase activity. The transcript has a single exon. Bases 1 to 2637 code for a protein of 878 amino acids. Gene Ontology annotation, cellular component: cytoplasm. Gene Ontology annotation, biological process: histidyl-tRNA aminoacylation. The record is from RefSeq and is a predicted model, not a curated record. NCBI's taxonomy places the organism in Eukaryota, Apicomplexa, Conoidasida, Eucoccidiorida, Eimeriidae.